GUUGGCUACGUCAUCAAAAGUGAGAAGCACAUGUUAAAGGAAAACAAAUCGGAGAGGAAGCCACGAAAGGGGCAGAAUGAAGAAGUGUGAGAUUUGUUCAGCAAAUGAAGCUAAGUACAAGUGUCCUGGCUGCCUGGCCCAGACCUGUUCCCUUCCUUGUGUCAAACGUCACAAAGCAGAAAUGGGAUGUAACGGGCAGCGCAAAAAGACAGAAUUUGUCGCUGUUAAAGAAUAUUCAGACAGAAAUCUUCUAAAUGAUUACAGAUUCUUGGAGGAAACAAACAGAAAAAUAGACAGUACACAAAGAGACCGUCUUAAACAGAGAAGUAACAAACCAAACUUUCUAAUGAAAUUAGUGAAAGAGGCCAGAAAAAGGGAGAUAAAGCUGAAGAUUAUGCCUUAUCCAAUGGCAAAGAGAAAACACAAUUUGACAAUGUACCAGCACAAGUUACAGACCAUACUUUGGAAUGUGCAGUGGCUCUUUCCACAAUCUGAAGUCAAGUUUACUUCUAAGAGGUUGUCUGAGCACCAAACACUAGAGGAACUGCUGAAGGAUUUUAUCCACCCCACAGAAUCUGACCCCAUCAAACGCCACGCCCUCAAGAUUUACUGCCAGAAGGGACUGCAGAACUGUCGACUAUUCAUGAAAGUGGAAGAGAGACCAGCUAAUGAUGUUAAGUUCCACGAGUUGUGCCUGAAGAAAACACUACAGAAGAAUCUGGUGGGGAAGUGCAUAGUGGAGUACCCCAUAAUUCAUGUGGUUCUACCGGAUCACUGUCAGGGCUAUAGUGUCCUAGACACUGUCUCAGAGUCUGAUUCUGAUGGUACAUCUGAUUCCUUGGAGGAAGUGGCUGACUCACCAACACAAGAUGAAUCUCAAGUUGAGGACAAGUUAAAUAUGAGUGCAGAUUUUGUGGUAGCAGAGACCAGUACACCAUGUAAUGUAUCGAUGUUAGAUACGCCCUCCACUUUACCGAUUAUGUGUGGGAUCACCGAGUGCACCUCAGAUAGUAAUGUGAUAGAUUGUCAAGGUCAACGAUGUGAUGAUGAUGCAUCAGACAAAGCUGUAGACGAACAUCAAUCAUGUGGUCCGCCAACACUAGGUGCACAAUGUAACGUCACAUUAAUUACAAAUUAAAAUUUUAGUUCCAAUUGAU
Messenger RNA from Pecten maximus, 1157 nucleotides. Its product is annotated as box C/D snoRNA protein 1-like. Gene Ontology annotation, biological process: maturation of LSU-rRNA from tricistronic rRNA transcript (SSU-rRNA, 5.8S rRNA, LSU-rRNA); snoRNA localization; box C/D snoRNP assembly. The record is from RefSeq and is a predicted model, not a curated record. Bases 77 to 1138 code for a protein of 353 amino acids. Gene Ontology annotation, cellular component: nucleus; pre-snoRNP complex. Lineage: Eukaryota; Metazoa; Mollusca; Bivalvia; Pectinida; Pectinidae. The transcript is spliced from 8 exons.